This is a messenger RNA of Acipenser ruthenus (sterlet), 3380 nucleotides long. Its product is annotated as zinc finger protein 79-like. Bases 474 to 1949 code for a protein of 491 amino acids. Lineage: Eukaryota; Metazoa; Chordata; Actinopteri; Acipenseriformes; Acipenseridae. The transcript is spliced from 3 exons. Gene Ontology annotation, cellular component: PcG protein complex; transcription regulator complex. Gene Ontology annotation, biological process: regulation of transcription by RNA polymerase II. Gene Ontology annotation, molecular function: RNA polymerase II cis-regulatory region sequence-specific DNA binding; DNA-binding transcription factor activity, RNA polymerase II-specific. The record is from RefSeq and is a predicted model, not a curated record.
CUUCUUUGUCAUCCAGCGCUCGUCUCUUGUUUUGCGCCGCGGCUGCUCCUGCGCAGGACCUCUUGAGAAGCUGCGCGGCUCUGCAGACUUUUAAACCCGUGGAUGCGUGACCUGGAUCUGAAUCUGGACACGUUUUCCGCAGAAUGUGCUCAGACUUGGUACCGGGAAUAGAAAGGGCUGCUACUGCGUGCAAAGUCUGUGUGUGAUGCAUGUAUUUGAAUGGGAAGGCUACGAUAAAAACACAUAUAUCUUACUAAAUACAAACCGAAGGCGGUGUUUCUGAAUGCAAAGAGGAUUCCGCUAGAGCAGUCUCAAACUAAACCAGUGAAGAUGGACGCGUCAGUGUCUCCGUGUCGUUGUUUCAAGACGAGCUCGCCUCCACCGUCGAGCUCGCAGUGAAAGCGGCUGCAGACAGCGUCGUGUGCGCGAUUACUGAAGCUGUGAGCAGCAAAUUCACUGAAUUACAAGAGGACAUGUCUGCAGUGAAGAGAGAGAAUGAAACUCUGAAGCUGAGAUUGGAAAUAUCAGAGAGCGAGCUGAAAGCCGUGCGAGGGUGUAUAAACGCUGCACAUGCAGACAUUAAACAGCCUUUCAUAUUUCAAGAUCCCAUUGAGAGCCACGCUAUCCCUGAAUCUGAAGCACAGGAAGGGCCAAAGAUAGAAGCAGUUUACACACAAGAGGAGUCCUUUGAGCAGGAGUGGUGUGCAAGUCUAAUACAGGUUACAGGGCUGCCAUGUGUUAAAGAUGAAGACGUCCCUGAACAGGAAUGUGUUCCUAUUAAAGAGGAAUUCAUAGAACAGGAAUGUGUCUCCAUCGCAGAGGAACAUCCUACUGAAAAUAAUGUCUGUACACUUGAGGAGAACACCAAGCUGGGAUCCAACCUGUGUGAUGAUUCUCCAUCUGGAUGUGAUCUGGGAUUUGGAGCUUCUAAAGUAGAUGAAGGAGAACACGACUCCACUCCAUCACCCCAGUGCAAAAACUCUUCUAGAGGCAAACCACAGAGCAAGAAACACAGAGAAACGACACCCCAAGAAGAGUAUGUGAAGACAUUGAGAACUCACUCAGUUACAAUCCCUUCUUUACAAGACAGACACCCACUUACUGUGGAGAGUACAGAGACGCCACAUUCUGCAUGUUUUAACAAUUCAGAAACCCAGGGCAGCUUGAAGACCUUGCCUCAUUCUAUUAAAGAUGGGAAGAGUUCCUGUCAAUUAGACAUUCCUGAAACUCACAAGGGAAAUCCCACAGGAGGCACUACGUGUUCCUGGGCUGAUUGUGGGAAGAGUUUCAAUCAUAUAUCACUGCUUAAAAGACACCAGCGCAUUCAUACAGGAGAGAAACCUUCCCACAUACAGACCAGUGAUAAGAGUUUCACACAGUUAGGAAAUCUUAAUUCACACCAGCACAUUAACAUAGGAGAGAAACCUCAUCACUGUGAUGUUUGUGGGAAGAGAUUCAGCCAUUUAAGAGACCUUAAAAGACACCAUACAAUUCACACAGGAGAGAAACCUUAUCACUGUCCUGUUUGUGGGAAGAGAUUCAGUCACAUAGGAAACCUUAAAAAACACAAGGCCAUUCACACAGGAGAGAAACCUUAUCACUGCACUGAGUGUGGGAAGAGAUUCAGUCAGUUAGGAAACUUUAAAAUCCACCAGCGCAUUCACACAGGAGAGAAACCUUAUCACUGUGCUGUUUGUGGGAAGAGAUUCAGCCAGUCUGGAGACCUUAAGAGACACCAUAAAAUUCACACAGGAGAGAAACCUUAUCACUGUGAUGUUUGUGGGAAGAGAUUCAGCCUGUUUGGAAACCUUAAAGGACACCAUAAAAUUCACACAGGAGAGAAACCUCAUCACUGCCCUGAGUGUGGGAAGACAUUCAGUCACAUAGGAAACCUUAAAAAACACAAAGCCAUUCACACAGGAGAGAAACCUCAUCACUGUGAUGUUUGAGGGAAGAGAUUCAGCCAGUUACGAGACCUUAAAAGACACCAUAAAAUUCACACAGGUGUGUAAUCCUCUCCCUGCACUUAGUGAGGAGAAGUGAAGUCAGUUGCAGGCUCUUACAGAACUCGAGAACAUUCUCAGAAUUGCAGACGCUUGGGGACACCUAGACAACUGGAGUGCAUUUGAUUUAAAUACAGAAAUAUCUACUGAAAACAAAAGAAUAAACCUGCUUGAUAAACAGGGUCCCCCCGAAUCACAAUCUGUUCAGAUCAAAAGCUCACAGACUCAAAUAUGAACGAGCACAUCUUGUAUUCAUCGUCUUGUUGAGCAUUCGUGACAUUAGUAAUAUAUUAAAUGGAUUGUUAUUAUGAAUGCACAUUUCUCUUUCCUUUCUCUUGCGUUGCUCAGCCUCUUGCAGUGGGUUCUGUGGAAACUUCCCCCGAUACCACGGUGAAUCUGCGGUACCUCAAGACACAGCACAGUGUACUGCAGUUAUCAUGCGGGCAGCUUGAAGUGUAAAGCAGUACUGUUUCCAGCAGGGGGCACCAGAGAGCUUUUAGGAAUGUAAUGGGCUGCAUAGCAUUGCUUCUUAACAAGAUGAUUUCUGCUCAGGAUGUGUUUAAUACUGCCCUCUCUCUCUCUCUCUCUCGGGUACUCUAUUAACAAACGCAGGUUCUGUGUUUUUAAUAUCAAUUUGUUGAUUGACAACGAGACUACUAAACCAAAUAAAAUCUAUAUUAAAAAUGUUUUGCUGCCUGUAUUAAAUGCUGUUUUAAAUGAUGUUCAGUGUCUUGUCUAUCAAGUAGAUGUCCUUGUUUCUGCAUUUCUUAUACCAUGACUGGAGCAGCUUUUUAAUAAUAAGCAUUCAAAUCAAUUCAAAAACGAGUAUUUAAAUCAAAUCUGAAACUUCUCCCUAAACUACAGAAUUUGAAAAUCUUAUUCUGAAAAGAAAUAGUUUUUAAAAGAUAUCUUCAACUUUCAGCUUUUAUUUUUAUUCUUUUAAGAUGUGGGUCGCACCCCCUGCGCAGCUGUGUGAUCUGAUGCAGUAUUUACAAAUGCAUCUAGACAAUUCCUGCCGUACCUUUCUCUCCAUAUGAACUUGUCCCAGUAUGACGGUAUCAGCGCCUCUUCCUGCCCUGUAUUGUUUUAAAUGGUUUCUUAACACAGGCCCUGCAGCUGUCCAGCCGUAAACUGCAAAGUCAGUUUGAUAAGUGACCGGGUAUUUCAUAAUGCAAACAGGGUCUCAGGUUGGGUCUGCAUCAGUUUCUCAACAGCAGUAAAAUAGUUUGUGUAACAAUAAAGACGUGUUGUAAGUGUGAUUUUUAUUGGAGCUUCCUUUAUUAAGUGUUGUGUACGUUCUCAAGCCGGACCCUCUCAUCAGUUUUACUCUCAAAGUGAUAUAAUGAUUGAUUAAAAUACACCAGUUUAAAUGGAGCU